Messenger RNA from Ricinus communis (castor bean), 743 nucleotides. RefSeq names its product auxin-induced protein 22E. Lineage: Eukaryota; Viridiplantae; Streptophyta; Magnoliopsida; Malpighiales; Euphorbiaceae. The record is from RefSeq and is a predicted model, not a curated record. Bases 144 to 734 code for a protein of 196 amino acids. Gene Ontology annotation, molecular function: protein binding. Gene Ontology annotation, biological process: regulation of DNA-templated transcription. Gene Ontology annotation, cellular component: nucleus. The transcript has 4 exons.
UCUCCACUUGCAUUUUUCUCAUCAACCAAACGCAACAGUUUCUUUUCGAUCAACAACUAGUUUCCUGGAAAAAUCAACAAAAAGGGUACUUUAAGCUUCAUACCAUAGCAAUUGUAGCUGAAGGUCAUCAAGAUUCAUAGAAAAUGGCAUACCAUGGAGAUCUCAAUCUAAAGGCAACAGAGCUAAGAUUAGGGUUGCCAGGAAGCGAUGAGCCGGAUCAGAAACAACCCACAUCUAGUGUAACAAGAGGAAUUAAAAGAGCUUCACCAGAAUUAUCGGAGGAGUCUAGGACUAGAAGCAAUAUCACUAGUGGAUCCAUUGUUGAAAAUGAUGAAGAACAUUGUGCAUCUCCUGCCAAGGCACAAGUAGUGGGGUGGCCGCCAAUCAGAUCUUACAGGAAAAAUUAUUUCCAAACGAAGCAAAGUGAGGGUGAGGGUGCUGGUAUGUACGUUAAAGUGAGUGUGGAUGGAGCUCCGUAUCUAAGAAAGAUUGAUAUUAAGGUGUAUAACAGCUACCCAGAACUCCUCAAGGCAUUGGAAAAUAUGUUCAAGCUAAAAAUUGGUGAGUAUUCUGAGAGAGAAGGGUACAAUGGAUCCGACUACGCUCCUACUUAUGAAGACAAAGAUGGCGAUUGGAUGCUUGUUGGAGAUGUCCCAUGGGGUAUGUUUAUUUCCUCAUGCAAGAGGCUGCGAAUUGUGAAAGGAUCAGAAGGUAGAGGAUUGAGCUGUUUAUAGAAAGCCAGA